AGCCGAGAGAGCACUACCUCAGUGAGGAGCUGGCGCAACAUCUCAAGACGUCAACUCAUUUAAACUCGAAUACUUUAUCUUGAUAUUUAUCUUUAACCCUGGGGCUUAUGAGGCUAUUCUAUUGGAGGUUUAAGUAGAUUGGUUCCCAAAUUUUGUUCAGACAAUUUGGAAGGAAAACACACAAAACACUCGCACCUGCGCGAGGCUCCUCUUCAGUGAGUCCGGGACGCUUGUUUGCAUUAUGGGAUGUAUCUCGUUGGAUCUGAUACUUUGAACUUUAUGCACGCGUUCUUAUCGUAGGGAUCUCUACUGAACAAUAACAUUAAUUGAUUUUUUCUCCACUGGAAGGAGGCGGCGUACGCAGUUAUACGGAGCUUCACGGAGUCUGAGCUGCCUUACGAGUAACUUGUUCAGUUGGAGUGAGUGAUACUGCAGAGCACCGACACCUUCUCUAAACACGCUGAAUGAAAAUGACUCCCAAACAAAGUACGGCUUUCAUAGUCCUGCUUUUUCACUGCUUGAUGCCGGCAAAUGGGAUAGUGUUGGACCCACAGCUGCAUCCUCACAAAGACACACACCUGCGGCAUGCUGGAGACUCCCUCAUACUCAUCUGCAGGGGGUCUACCCAGCUGCAGUGGAAGCUGGCCAGUAGGGAUCUGAGCUCUGAAGGGGUCCAAGUUGAACCAUGUGAGCUAACUACAAACUGCAGCAAGCUGGUGAUACACAACCUGAAGUACACAGACACAGGAUACUACACUUGCAGUCACGACAAUUCCAGAGAACAUGAGAGUUCCACGUAUGUCUUUGUCAAAGAUCAUCAUCAUCCAUUCCUGGAGACAUUCAAUGCAAAGAUCCUGUUUGCAUACAGGAAUGACAAAUUUCUGGAGAUCCCUUGCAGGACAACAUCUCCUAGUCAAAAUGUUACUUUGGAAACAAUUCCCCCCAUGAAGGACUCUGUCAAUGGGAUGUCAUGGGAUCCAAAAGUGGGUUUUAGGAUUCCACUGGGUCCUUAUAAGAGCUACGAAAGGAUCACAUGUGCCACCAGUGUGAAUGGCAAAAAAGUCACAACAAGCUUCAUCUUACUACAUCGUAGCAAUGUUCUGGAAGAUGUACAGAUCACUCCUGAGCAUCCAAGAGUCCUGGUUGGAGACACCCUGACCCUCACCUGUUCAGGAAACACCACAUUCAAUGGCAGGAUUGAAUUUGAUUGGCAAUUCCAAAACAGGCCUGUCAGUAGGACCCAUAACACUUAUAGGAGAAAGAGUGACCCUAAUAAGGUCGUUGUAAUGAGCAGCAAACUAACUAUACCCAAUGUGACUGUGGAGGACAAUGGCAUUUACAUUUGCACAGCAACAGUGGAUGGCUCUAAGAAGCAUGCUUCAGUCAAGGUCACUGUACAUGAGCAUCCGUUCCUAAGUGUGACCCCUGGAACACAUAAGGUUGUCAGUACUGAAGAAGGUAAAAAGUGGGACUUUAAACCGCAGGUCAGUGCUCUGCGUGCACCAGACAAAGAGUUGUGGUACAAGGAUGGCUUCCCCAUUAACGCCUCCUUAUGCUAUGACAUAAUGGACUAUAAACUCAUUAUCAAGGAGGUGAAAGAAAAGGAUGCAGGGGUCUUUACCAUUGCUUUAUCCAACCAGAAGAAUAGGCUUCACGGGAAGAUAAGCUGCACUUUUUUUGGCAGUGGGAUAGUGUUAGACCCACAGCUGCAUCCUCCCAAAGACACACACCUGCAGCAUGCUGGAGGCUCCCUCAUACUCAUCUGCAGGGGGUCUACCCAGCUGCAGUGGAAGCUGGCCAGUAGGGAUCUGAGCUCUGAAGGGGUCCAAGUUGAACCAUGUGAGCUAACUGCAAACUGCAGCAAGCUGGUGAUACACAACCUGAAGUACACAGACACAGGAUACUACACUUGCAGUCACGACAAUUCCAGAGAACAUGAGAGUUCCACGUAUGUCUUUGUCAAAGAUCAUCGUCAUCCAUUCUUGGAGACAUUCAGUGAAAAGAUCCUGUUUGCAUACAGGGAUGAAAAAUCUCUGGAGAUCCCUUGCAGGACAACAUCUCCUAGUCAAAAUGUUACUUUGGAAACACAUCCUCCCAUGAAAAACUCUGUCAAAGCACGCAUGUCAUGGGAUCCAAAAGUGGGUUUUAGAAUUCCACUGGGUUCUUUUAAGACCUAUGACAUGAUCACCUGUGCCACCAUGGUAAAUGGAGCAAAAGUCACAUCAAACUUCAUCCUCCUACGUCGUACCAGGGUUCUGAAUAAUGUACGCAUCACUCCUGAGCAUCCAAGAGUCCUGGUUGGAGACACCCUGACCCUCACCUGCUCAGGAGACACCACUUUUAAUGGCAGGAUUAAAUUUGAUUGGGAAUUCCAAUACAGCCCUAUCAGUAGGACUCACAACACUCAUGUGAGAAGGAGUGAUCCUAAUAAGGUCAUUGUAAUGAACAGCAAACUAACUAUACCCAAUGUGACUGUGGAGGACAAUGGCAUUUACAAUUGCACAGCAACACUGGAUGGCUCUAAGAAGCAUGCUUCAGUCAAGGUCAUUGUACAUGAGCAUCCGUUCCUCAAUGUGACCCAUGGAACACAUAAGGUUGUCAGUACUGAAGAAGGUAAAAGGUGGGACUUUAAACCGCAGGUCGAUGCUCUGCCUGCACCAGACAAAAUAGUGUGGUACAAGGAUGGCUUCCCCAUCAAUGCCUCCUUAUGCUAUGAGGUAAUGGGCUAUAACCUCAUCAUCAAGGAGGUGAAAGAAAAGGAUGCAGGGGUCUUUACCAUUGCUUUAUCCACCCAGAAGUAUGGGCUUCACAGGAACAUCAGCUACACACUUUUGGUCAAUAUGAAACCCAGAAUAUCUGAAGAAGAGGUGGCUCCUGUAGGCCCUCAGACUUACAGGCUAGGCCAGGAGCACCAGCUUACCUGUACUGUCUUUGGAUUCCCAAAGCCCAAUAUCACAUGGCUGUGGCAGCCCUGUGACCCUAAUCCCAAGCUCACACAGUGCAAACUGUGUAGUGAUCCAAUACCUGUCAAAGACAGUACCAACUAUUCCUGUCCAUCAAACUUGAUUAAGGAUGUGUCCAUUGAGCAUAAGGAGAUAAAUGGCAGAAACAAGAUAAUAAGUACCCUGAUUGUGAUGGCUAAUGUGUCAGGAGUCUACACUUGCAAAGCCAGCAAUGAGAUGGGAGAGAGGACAAUGACGACUCAUUUCUAUGUGAAUGAUCAUCCCCAGUCUUUUGAGGUCAAACCCUUGACAGCCAUUGAGGGAGAUGAUAUCACUCUGAUUUGCCAGGGCACACGGUUCCUCUAUGAUAGGCUGAGCUGGUAUGAUUCACAGAGUCGCCUGGUUCAGAGUGACAGCUCCAUCCAGAUCAGUCCUUAUUCUGUCACCCUAUCACUCAGACUGAAAAAUGUUUCUAGAAACCACACAAAUGGCUAUGAGUGCAGAGCAAUCAACCUCAACACCAAAAAUGAGGUCAAUACAACUUCUAACUUAAUUAUUGAUGAGAGGAUAGUUCCCUGGUUGAUACAGAACUUGACCAGUCAGGAUGUGAACAGCAGCAGCACUCUGACCCUAGCAUGUCUGGCCCAUGGUGUGCCACCUCCAUUUAUUACAUGGUACAAGGAUAAGAUUCCCAUCACAGAAGGACCAGGAAUUACUCUGAAGGACAAUGGGGUCCUGAUCAUCCAGAGGGUGAAGAAAGAGGAUGAGGGCAUGUAUGAGUGUCAGGCCAGUAAUGCUAAAGGUGUGGCAACAUCUAGUGCAGUCAUCACUGUACUGGGCGAUGAAGGCAAGCCAAAUAUUGAGGUGAUCAUCCUUGUGUGCACGGGAGCUGCUGCCACAUUCCUUUGGAUCAUGCUCAUUCUCUUCAUCCGCAAGCUAAGAAAGCCAAGUUCUGCAGAUCUAAAGACAGGCUACCUGUCCAUCAUCAUGGAUCCUGACCAGAUGCCUCUUAAUGAGCAGUGGGAUCGUUUACCUUAUGACAGCAGCAAAUGGGAGUUCCCUAGAGACCGCCUCCGACUGGGUAAAACUCUGGGCCAUGGUGCUUUUGGAAAAGUUGUCGAGGCUUCUGCAUUUGGCAUAGACAAGCUCUCCACAUGUAAAACAGUUGCUGUUAAAAUGCUGAAAGGAGGAGCUACAAACAGUGAAUGCAGAGCUCUUAUGUCUGAACUGAAGAUACUGAUUCAUAUUGGCCACCAUCUCAAUGUUGUCAAUCUACUGGGAGCAUGCACUAAGCAAGGAGGCCCACUGAUGAUCAUUGUGGAGUACUGCAAGUAUGGCAACCUUUCUAAUUACUUGAGGAGCAAGAGAGGAGACUUUGUGGUUUAUAAAUCUCAGGAUGGUAAAGCGCUGCUGCCAAGUUCAGGGUGCGAUUUAAGUGAGCUCCUCAAGCGUCGACUGGAGAGUGUGGCUAGCACUGGAAGCUCAGCCAGCUCAGGCUUCAUUGAAGAUAAGAGCUAUUGCGACUCAGAGGAAGAAGAGGAAGAGUCUGAAGACUUGUAUAAGAGAGUGUUGACACUAGAGGACUUAAUUUGCUACAGCUUUCAAGUAGCCAAAGGCAUGGAGUUUUUGGCUUCACGAAAAUGUAUUCACCGUGAUUUGGCAGCGCGGAACAUCCUUUUGUCCGAAAACAACGUUGUUAAGAUAUGCGAUUUCGGACUAGCCAGAGACGUGUAUAAGGACCCAGACUACGUCCGUAAAGGAGAUGCCAGACUUCCUCUUAAGUGGAUGGCGCCAGAGGCCAUAUUUGACAAGAUCUAUACUACACAGAGUGAUGUUUGGUCCUUCGGCGUGCUAAUGUGGGAGAUCUUCUCUCUGGGUGCCUCUCCUUAUCCUGGUGUACAAAUUGAUGAGGAAUUCUGCUGCCGCUUGAAAGAAGGCACCAGAAUGCGAGCACCCGAGUAUGCUUCCUCUGAAAUAUAUCAGACCAUGCUGGACUGCUGGCAUGGAGAACGACAGCAGAGGCCCACUUUUACAGAGCUAGUAGAGAGACUAGGAGACCUGCUUCAGGCAAGUGUACAGCAGGAGGGGAAACAUUACAUUCCUAUCAACACGGCACUACUGACAAAAGCGGAUCCGUCAAACCCAGACCCUACAGAGGAAACUUCCAUGAGACCUGUCUCUCUCAGAAACUCGAGAGGCUCAUGGAACAUCAAGGUCCGUCCAGGCAGCAUCAAAACCUUUGAUGACGUAACAGCGGAGAGUGGAACAAAUGAUAUGCAUGAGGGAGGGCAUUUGGACAGUGGCAUGGGUCUGUCCUCUGAUGAUCUGAAGAAGCUGAAGCAUUUGGAUUCCCUGGUUCAACCCUUAAGUAUCAUGGCCCUGGCGAUGAAGACUAAGAGUAAGGAGUCUGUUUUGUCAGAGGGGGACAAGGAGAAAUAUCCCUCACCCGUCCCUUCACUAGAUUUUGGUCUGGAAGAUUCCUCUCUGGAUCCAGAGCUGGAGUGUCAUAGCCCUCCACCAGACUACAAUUAUGUUGUCCGCUAUUCCACACCACCUGUCUGAGUUUCCCACUGCUACCUGUGAGCCAUCAGGACCUCAAACUCAAGCCCUGGACCAAUACACUUACUAUUUAAUCUUUUCUUACUUUAGGAUGCUUUUUUUAAAAAAAAUGUUUUAUUUAAUCAAUUCUGUUCUCUUUUUCACAUGUAUAUUGGUCAGUACAGUUCCAGCACUGCUACCUUUUGUCCAUCUUGGCAUACUUCUGUAUGAUCUCCUCCAGUGUACAGAAGUAAGAGGAGCAGUGCUGCCAUAUUGUUUUGUGUUGUCUCCUUAAAGCUGUUGAAACACGUCACAACACGCCACUGUGAUACACACAUAUAGACCACCUCAGGUAUUUCUGUUUUCUACUGUGAACACAAAAAGCACAACAUAUAGAUUUCUUUAAUCAAAUCUCAAAUUCUCACAAAAUCAAAUUUUAAAGGGAGAAAACACCUUCUUUAUUAAUUUACUAAUUUGAAUAGUUUAAUGAAAAGAAACUGGAAAGUAUUUUAUUUAACUUUUUUACAUAGAUAUUUGUGAGUUCUUUCUUUUAAAUGUUACUUUGAGGAAAAUAUUCUUUUAUCAAUGGAUACAAACAGGAGUAUUAUUGACUCAUUACAUUUUAAAGAGUUAAUAAUUUGUUGUAGGUGGUUUUCCUUUACAGUUUCUGCUCUUCAUUUUAGAUCAUAACUGUAUGCAAAUUUGCUCAGAUAUCACAGUUUGUAUAUGCACAUUAUUUUUAUUACCAGAAUCCACAUAAUGCGCUCACUGUUAUACCCUAUUUACACUGUUGCACUAAAAUUUUCUAAUUGAUUAGAUUAACACUAUUAAUAACCAGCAUUAAUAUUUGCCAUUUAAUUGAUUUUGGCAGAACAGAAUCAUUUGUGUUGGGAGGAAAUGUGAUCUGAACUCUAUAAGACACAGUGUUUACUGCAUGUACUUUAUUGACCUCAAUAUGAAUGGUUUUAGGUGAAAUUUACUUACAUCCCAGUAAAAUUGUUAAUAAACAACUGUUUUUGAAGAUUGAAAAAGUAGACCACAUUGAUAAGAUAUUAAAAUAGUAAUAUAGUAAAUAAUCCCAUCACAUUAAAUGAGAUAAAUGUUGAAUUAUUAAACACUAAUCCAGCACACAUAAAGGAUUCCUCUGAUACUCUGUCACAUUUCAAUGUCUAAUAUCUUUUGGGUUGUUUACACUGUAUACAUUAUAGUUACAAGAAAUAUUCCAUUUCCAUAUGUUUCCAAUUAUUAACCUAUUUUAUUUUAUUGGGAAUGCUAUUGAUCCAUGUUUGUGCUAUAAUCUACUAAAGCUUGCAGGGCAGGCUAAAGGAUUACUAAGUAAUAUAAUUUUUAACAGGCUGGUCUCUACAUAUAUAGUUAUCAUAAAUUAUAGCAGAAGCAUAUGCACACCUGCAGGUAAUACCAGUAUUAACUAUUCUGUAACAGGGGACAAUAAGAAAUGUGUGGCCUUGUAUCCAAGACUGUAGUCAGGACAGAGAGAACUGUUACUCCUAUUUGUUACUUGCUAUCAAUUUUUCUUAGUUACCAGUAUUCAUUGGUAGAUAUACCAUUUUCAAGACAGUAUAUACUAUCAAAUAAUAUUUGUACUAUUUUGACUGAUUUGUAUCCAUUGACAAAGUAUAUUGUAUGCACUGAGAUUUUGUUUUCAUGCAUUAUAAAUGUAUUUUAACCAUGCAUCAAUAAAGAUCUAUAUAUUUAUA
Pangasianodon hypophthalmus (striped catfish) is the source of this 7198-nucleotide messenger RNA. RefSeq names its product kinase insert domain receptor like (gene kdrl). The record is from RefSeq and is a predicted model, not a curated record. NCBI's taxonomy places the organism in Eukaryota, Metazoa, Chordata, Actinopteri, Siluriformes, Pangasiidae. Gene Ontology annotation, biological process: multicellular organism development; protein phosphorylation; positive regulation of kinase activity. Gene Ontology annotation, molecular function: ATP binding; transmembrane receptor protein tyrosine kinase activity. The coding region runs from base 465 to 5504 and encodes 1679 amino acids. Gene Ontology annotation, cellular component: signaling receptor complex. The transcript is spliced from 38 exons.